UCAAACUCUUCUACUGCCUCAAACUCACAUUGCAAAGUGGUCAAGUGGUGGGUGACGUGCUGAUAGUUAACAGGCUAAGGGUGCAACCCUAUGCAGCCGAAUGGGAGGCGAGCCUUAAUUUACCAGUCGAGAUUAAUAAAUAAAAAUAGCUCCUUUUAAAUCGUUGCCACCAACGUUUGUAACACUAUAGCGAGCAGAUCUUAGUACUAGCGGGUGAGGGCAUUCACAGCCGGCCUCUCAGACGAGCUCCAGCUAGCCAUUUUUACACAGAUCUGAACCAUAUUACCGGAGCACUUUUUUUUCUUCCUACAACGGAUCACCGCGACUGCAUUUUAUAUUCAUAAAACUUUUUUUUUUAAAUGUAUUAAACUUUUUAAAACUAGACUUGACUAGUUAAAAAAACGUUAAAUACAUAAAAAUAAAAGGUUAAUAAGAAAUUAUUAUUUACAGUGACGGGCAACCCGGACGACACUGGGUCAAUUGUGCUCCGGUCAGUCUGGGGCGGUUCUAAAUCUACUCAGUCACAUUACCUAACAACUUUACCAGUAUAUCCAAACAUAUGGGGGGCACAGAAAGAAAGGAAAAUGGAUAGCUUCUUCAGGAGAUCAAUGAUCACAUGGUGCUUUCAAGACAACUGGUAACUCGGAAAAGUACGAGGUCAAAUCAUGACGUCAGUUAUCUUCUGGGGCACAAUAUGCCAGCAGCACCAGAGCCCCUCCCCCUGGUGAUUUGCCGGCCCUCUGGUCAGAAAACCCCUCCCAGCCCGAGUCCUGCCCCCAGACCGGCACUAUCUCCUGGCAGGCCGAGAUCCAUGCUGCACGUAACUCCCAGGGCGACGUCUCCCAGAGCAUGAGCGCCCGCAACUCUGUCCCUGGGGCCACGCCUGCACCGGUCGGCUCGUUGUCACAGAGGAAGAGGCAACAGUACGCCAAGAGCAAGAAGCAGGGCGGCUCCACCAACAGCAGGCCGCCCAGGGCCCUGUUCUGCCUCACCCUCAACAAUCCCAUCCGCAGAGCCUGCAUCAGCCUCGUGGAGUGGAAACCCUUUGAUAUCUUUAUACUGCUUUCUAUUUUUGCCAACUGUGUGGCCUUAGCUGUUUACAUCCCCUUCCCUGAGGACGACUCCAACUCCACCAACCACGACCUGGAAACAGUAGAAUAUGCCUUCCUGAUCAUCUUUACGAUAGAGACCUUUCUGAAGAUCAUAGCAUAUGGUUUAGUCAUGCAUCAGAACUCCUACGUAAGGAAUGGCUGGAACAUGCUAGAUUUUGUCAUUGUCAUAGUAGGGUUGUUCAGUGUAGUUCUGGAGGUGAUAACCAAAGAGGGUGAUGCGGGGGCUCAGGGGGGUAAACCAGGAGGCUUUGACGUCAAGGCCCUCCGAGCAUUCCGUGUGCUCCGCCCCCUCCGUCUUGUCUCAGGAGUACCCAGUUUACAGGUAGUGUUGAACGCCAUCAUUAAAGCCAUGGUUCCUCUGCUCCACAUCGCUCUGCUAGUCCUCUUCGUCAUCAUCAUCUAUGCCAUCAUCGGUCUGGAACUCUUCAUCGGCAAAAUGCACGCCACUUGCUACCUGGUGGGCACCGGCAUUCUGGCAGAGGAGGAGCCUGUUCCGUGUGCAAUGUCAGGCCAUGGGCGCCAGUGCAUGAUGAAUGGGACUGUGUGUAGAGAGGGAUGGCAUGGCCCCAACGGUGGCAUCACCAACUUUGACAACUUCCUGUUUGCCAUGCUUACUGUUUUCCAGUGUAUCACCAUGGAGGGCUGGACUGAUGUUCUCUACUGGAUGAAUGAUGCCAUGGGCUUUGAGCUGCCCUGGGUUUACUUCGUCAGUCUAGUUAUCUUCGGCUCCUUCUUCGUUCUCAACCUGGUUCUGGGAGUUUUAAGCGGAGAGUUUUCCAAGGAGAGAGAGAAGGCCAAGGCUCGUGGAGACUUCCAGAAGCUGAGAGAGAAGCAGCAGCUGGAGGAGGACCUGAAGGGCUACCUGGACUGGAUCACUCAGGCCGAGGACAUCGACCCUGAGAAUGACGAGGAGGGGGACGAAGAGGGGGGAAAACGCAUCCCAAGCAAGCCCGCCAGCGAGACAGAGUCUGUGAACACUGACAACCCCAACGGAGAGGACGAUAAGGCUAACUGCUGUGGACCACUCUGUCAGAAAAUGAUCAAAUCAAAGUACAGUCGGCGAUGGCGUCGCUGGAACCGGUUCUGCCGCAGGAAGUGUCGUGUUGCCGUGAAGUCAGUGUCUUUCUAUUGGCUGGUGAUCAUCCUGGUGUUUCUCAACACGCUCACCAUCUCGUCAGAGCACUACAACCAGCCUGACUGGCUCACGGAAGUACAGGAUGUGGCCAACAAAGUUCUGCUGGCUCUGUUUACGUGUGAGAUGCUGGUGAAGAUGUACAGUCUGGGCCUGCAGGCCUACUUCGUGUCUCUGUUCAACCGCUUCGACUGCUUCGUGGUGUGUGGCGGCAUCGUGGAGACCAUCCUGGUGGAGCUGGCCAUCAUGUCUCCCCUGGGCAUCUCUGUGUUCCGCUGUGUCCGCCUGCUACGCAUCUUCAAGGUCACACGCCACUGGGCAUCUCUCAGUAACCUGGUGGCAUCGCUGCUCAACUCCAUGAAGUCCAUCGCCUCCCUCCUGCUCCUGCUCUUCCUCUUCAUCAUCAUCUUCUCUCUGUUGGGCAUGCAGCUCUUCGGCGGCAAGUUCAACUUCGACGAGACGAUAACUAAGAGGAGCACCUUCGACAACUUCCCCCAGGCACUACUCACAGUGUUUCAGAUCCUGACAGGCGAGGAUUGGAAUGCUGUGAUGUAUGACGGCAUCAUGGCGUACGGUGGACCCUUCUCCUCAGGCAUGGUCGUCUGCAUCUACUUCAUCAUCCUCUUUGUCUGUGGAAACUACAUCCUGCUGAACGUCUUCUUGGCCAUCGCCGUUGACAACCUGGCAGAUGCAGAGAGCCUGAACACAGCCCAAAAGGAGGAAGAGGAGGAGAAGGAGAGGAAGAAGAGUGCCAGAGACACUGAUAAGAUGGAGGAGCUGAAACCUGAGGACCAGGAUGGGGAUCUCAAGGUUCCACUGGAGGAGGAAGAGGAGAAGGAGCCGUAUCCCACUCCAGACACUCCAGUUGGUGAUGAUGACAAUGAUGAUGAUAAUCUGCCAGAGGUUCCGGUUGGGCCUCGCCCUCAAAGGCUGUCAGACCUCAGCAUCAAGGAGAAGACUCCGCCCAUCCCUGAGGGCAGUGCUUUCUUCAUCUUCAGCCACACUAACCCGGUCCGGGUGGCCUGCCACAAGCUGAUCAACCACCACAUCUUCACCAACCUCAUCCUGGUCUUCAUCAUGCUGAGCUCUGUGUCUCUGGCUGCUGAGGAUCCCAUACGGAACUUCUCUGCACGCAACAUCAUACUUGGUUAUUUUGACUAUGCUUUCACGGCAAUCUUUACUGUUGAGAUCCUAUUGAAGAUGACAGCUUUUGGGGCUUUCCUCCAUAAAGGAGCCUUCUGCAGGAACUACUUCAACCUGCUGGACCUACUGGUGGUUGGAGUCUCUCUGGUGUCCUUUGGCAUUCAGUCAUCUGCCAUCUCUGUGGUGAAGAUCUUGCGUGUGUUGAGGGUGUUGCGGCCCCUGAGGGCCAUCAACAGAGCCAAGGGCCUCAAGCAUGUGGUCCAGUGUGUAUUUGUGGCCAUCAGGACCAUUGGCAACAUCAUGAUCGUCACCACGCUGCUACAGUUCAUGUUCGCCUGCAUAGGAGUGCAGCUAUUCAAGGGCAAGUUCUAUCGCUGCACAGACGAGGCCAAGUCCAGCCCAGAGGAAUGCAAAGGCACAUACAUCCUGUAUAAGGAUGGAGAUACAGCGUUGCCUGCAGUUAGGGAGAGGAUCUGGUACAACAGUGACUUCAACUUUGACAACGUCCUCAUGGCCAUGAUGGCUCUGUUCACCGUCUCUACAUUUGAAGGCUGGCCUGCUCUGCUGUACAAGGCCAUCGACUCCAACCGAGAGAAUAUGGGUCCCAUCUACAACUACCGCGUGGAGAUCUCCAUCUUCUUCAUCAUCUACAUCAUCAUCAUCGCCUUCUUCAUGAUGAACAUCUUUGUCGGUUUCGUCAUCGUCACCUUCCAGGAGCAGGGAGAGAAAGAGUACAAGAACUGUGAGCUGGACAAGAACCAGCGUCAGUGUGUGGAGUAUGCUCUGAAGGCUCGUCCACUGAGAAGGUACAUCCCUAAGAACCCCUACCAGUAUAAGUUCUGGUAUGUGGUCAACUCCACAGGCUUUGAGUACGUCAUGUUCGUCCUCAUCAUCCUCAACACACUGUGUCUGGCCAUCCAGCACUAUGGCCAGUCUCACCUGUUCAACUAUGCCAUGGACAUCCUCAACAUGGUCUUCACUGGCGUCUUCACUGUGGAGAUGAUCUUUAAACUCAUCGCCUUCAAACCCAGGGGGUAUUUUGGGGAUGCCUGGAACGUCUUCGAUGCCCUGGUGGUGAUCGGCAGUGUAGUAGACAUCAUUCUCACUCAGAACACUGAAGACAGCGCUCGCAUCUCCAUCACAUUCUUCCGUCUGUUUCGAGUCAUGCGAUUGGUCAAGCUGCUCAGCAGAGGGGAGGGCAUCCGAACGCUCCUGUGGACCUUCAUUAAGUCCUUCCAGGCUCUUCCCUAUGUUGCCCUUCUGAUAGCCAUGUUAUUCUUCAUCUAUGCUGUUAUUGGAAUGCAGGUGUUUGGAAAGAUUGCCUUGGUAGACCACACACAGAUUAACCGAAACAACAACUUCCAGACCUUUCCUCAAGCUGUCCUGAUGCUCUUCAGGUGUGCUACAGGUGAGGCGUGGCAAGAGAUCAUGCUGGCAUGUCUGCCAGGGAAGUUGUGUGACUCGGAGUCAGACUACAACCCUGGAGAGGAGAAAACCUGUGGCAGCGGAUUCGCCAUCAUCUACUUCAUCAGCUUCUACAUGCUCUGCGCCUUCCUGAUCAUCAACUUGUUUGUUGCUGUCAUCAUGGAUAACUUUGACUAUCUGACACGUGAUUGGUCCAUUCUGGGCCCUCACCACCUGGAUGAGUUUAAAAGGAUCUGGUCUGAGUACGACCCUGAGGCCAAGGGCAGGAUAAAGCAUCUGGAUGUGGUGACCUUGCUGAGACGCAUCCAGCCCCCUUUAGGCUUCGGCAAGCUGUGUCCACACAGAGUGGCCUGCAAGAGACUGGUUGCAAUGAACAUGCCCCUGAACAGUGAUGGCACGGUCAUGUUCAAUGCCACUCUGUUUGCCUUGGUGAGGACCGCUCUGAAGAUCAAAACUGAAGGCAACUUGGAACAGGCCAAUGAGGAGUUGCGAGCGGUCAUCAAGAAGAUCUGGAAGAGGACCAGCAUGAAGCUGCUGGACCAAGUGGUGCCCCCUGCAGGCGAUGAUGAGGUAACCGUGGGGAAGUUCUAUGCUACCUUCCUGAUACAGGACUACUUCAGGAAAUUCAAGAAACGCAAAGAGCAAGGCCUGGUGGGAAGACACUCGUUCUCCAGCCUGAACUCCACCAUAGCCCUCCAGGCUGGCCUCCGCACACUGCAUGAUAUUGGGCCCGAAAUUCGCCGAGUCAUAUCAUGUGACCUGCAAGACGAGGGCCUUGUAGACAUGAAUGCAGAAGAAGAUGACGAGGUGUCUAGGAGGAACGGCGUGCUGUUCGCCAACCACACCAAUCACAUUAACGGGGAACACCGGGGUUCUGUCACCCAGCGGCCCCUCCAGGUCCCGCCUCCUUCCUGCCACGCAUUUGUGGAGCCCUCUCAGGUUGGCUCUGAGGAAGGGGCUGGUGACCCCCACCCCUACAACCACUACUACCCCAAAUCCCCCAUGUCCUCCAACGCCAACCUCAACAACGCCAACAUCCCCACCCUGCCCUCCCUGACCAAAGGGGGGCAGCGGUGCUGUCUCCGCCGCGAGCACUCGUCCGCUAAUGGGGCACCCUCCUCCAGCUCGCACCGCAGGAGUGUUGACUUCGACACCCUCACCACGGUCCAGUCUGCAAGGAGGCUCUACUAUGAGACCUACAUUAGGUCAGAAUCAGGGGGUGUUCUGUACCCAACCAUCCGUAGAGAGAAGCCAGGGGGAGUGGACAGUGAUGAUGACAAGGGCUCAGGGGAAUACUUCAGUGGAGAGGAGUACCAGGAGGACGACCUCAUGUUGCACAAGGACAGGAUGCCCCAUAGGGAGUUUCAAGACCUUCAAACUGACUUGGACACAAAUGCAUCGAGGGGUUACCAUCAACCGGAUAGUCUCUAUGACGACGACCAACAACCCAUUUACCAAGAUGGUGGGCGAUCGCCAAAGCGACGGUUGUUCCCCUCUACACCCCAGGCACCCCACAGACCCUCCUUCAACUUUGAGUGUCUGCGGAGACAUAGCAGUCAGGAUGAUGACAUCCCCUUGACCCCUUCCGUUCCCCAUCGAACAGCUCUACCCCUGCAUCUGAUGCAGCAACAGGUGAUGGCAGUGGCUGGCCUGGACUCCAGCAGAGUCCAGCGUCUCUCUCCAUCACGCUCUCUACGUUCCUGGGCCACGCCCCCCACCUCCCCCAUUAGCAGGGACCACUCCCCAUACUACACCCCCCUCAUCCAGGUGGACUGGCGUGGUCCCGGCAGUGUGAGCAGCACCCCUGGCACUGUGAGAAGAAGCUCCUGGUACACUGACGCCCCGGAAGCCCCUUUGAGCCUCACCUACUCCCCCUCACAGCUCCAGAUCCCCCCAGAGUACCGCAGGCAGUACCACCAGAAGAUAGGCAGUGCCAACAGCCUAGUAGAGGCCGUGUUGAUUUCAGAAGGACUGGGGAAAUACGCCAAGGACCCCAAAUUUGUGGCGGCGACGAAGCACGAGAUCGCGGACGCCUGCGAGAUGACCAUCGAUGAGAUGGAGAGUGCCGCCAGCAACCUGCUGAAUGGCAGUAUGGGUAAUGGACCGGGGGCAACCGGGGCCACGGACAAAGUGACGGCCACGAGCCUCAGGGACCGUAAUCUCCAUGACUACAGUGAUGAGGAGCCGGACACGAGUGUGAAAUGUGAAGAAGAUCUGACUGAUGAGAUGAUAUGCAUCAGCACCCUAUAGCAUUCAGUCACAUAGGCUGACAUGGCACCCUAUAGCAUUCAGUCACAUAGGCUGACAUGGCACCCUAUAGCAUUCAGUCACAUAGGCUGACAUGGCACCCUAUAGCAUUCAGUCACAUAGGCUGACAUGGCACCCAAUAGCAUUCAGUCACAUAGGCUGUCAUGGCACCCUAUAGCAUUCAGUCACAUAGGCUGACAUGGCACCCUAUACCGUAUGAACUGCACUAUAUAGGGAGAGAUGUGCCUUUUGGAGUGCCUUUCUUUCUGUGGAAUGAAUAGGUGGAUGGAAACACUGCCAGCUGGAGAGAACUGGAGGGAUGGAGGGACACGCUAAGGCUCCAACUACAGUGGAGUGGAGGGACACGCUAAGGCUCCAACUACAGUGGAGUGGAGGGACACGCUGAGGAUCCAACUACAGUGGAGUGGAGGGAUGGAGGGACACGCUAAGGCUCCAACUACAGUGGAGUGGAGGGACACGCUAAGGAUCCAACUACAGUGGAGUGGAGGGACACACUAAGGAUCCAACUACAGUAGAGUGGAGGGAUGGAGGGACAUGCUAAGGCUCCAACUACAGUGGAGUGGAGGGACACGCUAAGGAUCCAACUACAGUGGAGUGGAGGGACACACUAAGGAUCCAACUACAGUGGAGUGGGGGGAUGGAGGGACAUGCUAAGGCUCCAACUACAGUGGAGUGGAGGGACACGCUAAGGAUCCAACUACAGUGGAGUGGAGGGAUGGAGGGACACGCUAAGGCUCCAACUACAGUGGAGUGGAGGGACACGGUAAGGAUCCAACUACAGUGGAGUGGAGGGAUGGAGGGACACGCUAAGGCUUCAACUACAGUGGAGUGGAGGGACACGCUAAGGAUCCAACUACAGUGGAGUGGAGGGAUGGAGGGACGCGCUAAGGCUCCAACUACAGUGGAGUGGAGGGACACGCUAAGGAUCCAACUACAGUGGAGUGGAGGGAUGGAGGGACACGCUAAGGCUCCAACUACAGUGGAGUGGAGGGACACGCUAAGGAUCCAACUACAGUGGAGUGGAGGGAUGGAGGGACAUGCUAAGGCUCCAACUACAGUGGAGUGGAGGGACAUGCUAAGGAUCCAACUACAGUGGAGUGGAGGGACACGCUAAGGAUCCAACUACAGUGGAGUGGAGGGAUGGAGGGACAUGCUAAGGCUCCAACUACAGUGGAGUGGAGGGACACGCUAAGGAUCCAACUACAGUGGAGUGGAGGGACAAGCUAAGGCUCCAACUACAGUGGAGGGGACACGCUAAGGAUCCAACUACAGUGGAGUGGAGGGACACGCAAAGGCUCCAUUUACAGUGGAGGGGACACGCUAAGGAUCCAACUACAGUGGAGUGGAGGGACACGCUAAGGCUCCAACUACAGUGGAGUGGAGGGACACGCUAAGGCUCCAACUACAGUGGAGUGGAGGGAUGGAGGGACACGCUAAGGCUCCAACUACAGAGGAGUGGAGGGAUGGAGGGACACGCUAAGGAUCCAACUACAGUGGAGUGGAGGGAUGGAGGGACACGCUAAGGAUCCAACUACAGUGGAGUGGAGGGACACGCUAAGGCUCCAACUACAGUGGAGUGGAGGGACACGCUAAGGCUCCAACUGCAGUGGAGUGGAGGGAUGGAGGGACACGCUAAGGCUCCAACUACAGUGGAGUGGAGGGAUGGAGGGACACGCUAAGGCUCCAACUACAGAGGAGUGGAGGGAUGGAGGGACACGCUAAGGAUCCAACGACAGAGGAGUGGAGGGAUGGAGGGACACGCUAAGAGUCCAACUACAGUGGAGUGGAGGGAUGGAGGGACACGCUAAGAGUCCAACUACAGUGGAGUGGAGGGAUGGAGGGACAUGCUAAGGAUCCAACUACAGAGGAGUGGAGGGACACGCUAAGGAUCCAACUACAGUGGAGUGGAGGGAUGGAGGGACACGCUAAGGAUCCAACGACAGUGGAGUGGAGGGACACGCUAAGGCUCCAACUACAGUGGAGUGGAGGGAUGGAGGGACACGCUAAGGAUCCAACUACAGAGGAGUGGAGGGACACGCUAAGGAUCCAACUACAGUGGAGUGGAGGGAUGGAGGGACACGCUAAGGCUCCAACUACAGAGGAGUGGAGGGAUGGAGGGACACGCUAAGGCUCCAACUACAGUGGAGGGAGGGGACACGCUAAGGCUCCAACUACAGUGGAGGGAGGGGACACGCUAAGGAUCCAACUACAGUGGAGGGAGGGGACACGCUAAAGCUCCAACUACAGAGGAGUGGAGGGAUGGAGGGACACGCUAAGGCUCCAACUACAGUGGAGUGGAGGGAUGGAGGGACACGCUAAGGAUCCAACUACAGUGGAGUGGAGGGACACGCUAAGGCUCCAACUACAGUGGAGUGGAGGGACACGCUAAGGCUCCAACUGCAGUGGAGUGGAGGGAUGGAGGGACACGCUAAGGCUCCAACUACAGUGGAGUGGAGGGAUGGAGGGACACGCUAAGGCUCCAACUACAGAGGAGUGGAGGGAUGGAGGGACACGCUAAGGAUCCAACGACAGAGGAGUGGAGGGAUGGAGGGACACGCUAAGAGUCCAACUACAGUGGAGUGGAGGGAUGGAGGGACACGCUAAGAGUCCAACUACAGUGGAGUGGAGGGAUGGAGGGACAUGCUAAGGAUCCAACUACAGAGGAGUGGAGGGACACGCUAAGGAUCCAACUACAGUGGAGUGGAGGGAUGGAGGGACACGCUAAGGAUCCAACGACAGUGGAGUGGAGGGACACGCUAAGGCUCCAACUACAGUGGAGUGGAGGGAUGGAGGGACACGCUAAGGAUCCAACUACAGAGGAGUGGAGGGACACGCUAAGGAUCCAACUACAGUGGAGUGGAGGGAUGGAGGGACACGCUAAGGCUCCAACUACAGAGGAGUGGAGGGAUGGAGGGACACGCUAAGGCUCCAACUACAGUGGAGGGAGGGGACACGCUAAGGCUCCAACUACAGUGGAGGGAGGGGACACGCUAAGGAUCCAACUACAGUGGAGGGAGGGGACACGCUAAGGCUCCAACUACAGAGGAGUUUCACACAACUUUCUUUCUCUCUGUCUGGCAACACCCAGUGAACCGAGAGAUAUAGGUAGGGGUUGUCCCUUAGGGGAUGCAGUAAUGCUAGGUUUGCAGUCCACUCAGGAUGAGUAGGAUUAGUGUCACCGCCUCAAUGACUUCAUACAGAAAUCACAUAUCAGUGACAUCACGUUCCAAUCCUCAGGCAUAUCCCCCUGCCUCCCAUUUGCCUUACCCUCUGCACAGAGAUACUGAGAAUAGUGAGUCAUAGGUGUAGUGGUGGCCAUUUUACAGACCACUUUUUGAAACUGUGAACAACCAACACACAAGAAAACAGUGUACUCAAAUAUCACACACUCAUUCCUGCCCAACCAAUCAAUCUUCAGGGAUGACGGGGUUCCGAUCGAUAGACACAUGUACAGGUACAGACACUAGAAGCCAUGUUGUUUUAGUGAAAGGAAAAAGCUAUUAAGUUGUAGAUAUUUUUUAAACCCUGUAAGAAAAAUAAACUAAUGAAAAGAGAUGCUUUAUAUUUGGUUAAUUAUGAAUCGUUACAGGUAUAGCAAUAUCGUCCCCAUGCCUAUGUUUUAUUUGUGAAUUAAUAUGAAAUUAUAUUUUAUAACCUUGUCGCCUUUUUUUCCGCUAGAAUGCAUUAUGUUUAAGCAUAGCAGUUUAAGGAGGAUAAUAUUGAUGUAGAAUGACUAUGAUGUCAAAAAGAGCUGCUUUCACUGAAGUGUAUGUACAGUAUGGCUGUACAGAAGGAGGGUUUACCAUUUACCAGCUUAGCUCACUGCCAACAGAAAUAAAUCGUUUCAGGUUACAUUGAGGACAACUGUUUUUCAUUGUGUAUUGUACAGCACUAGAGCAGUUUAACUGUUUACUGUGUUACUGUGCUUCUUAUUCAACUGGUUACUGUCAUGGGAAUGGGUUCAUUUCCUGUCAACCUUUACAGUAUGUGCAAUGAAAGGGCUCCUUUAACAAAAACACCACAAGGGAAAAUCUAUGCUUUGAAGACACAUAGCUGUGGCCAAUAAGGCUGUAUGACUAAUAUGCAUUUUCCAAACGCGUAAAGUCAAGUUCAAUAUAAACGCAUGUCAUGUCAGGGAUCUUUGUGAAAUGGCAUCACGAAAUGUAAAUUCCUUAACAAUGGAAUAUAGUGUUUACAACUACUAGGUUUUCCUCAGCAUAACUACCAUCUUUCUCUCGACACCAAACAAUGCUCUCAGUUCAACACAUGAAUGAUGGCAUAGUGAUGGCAUAGUGAUGGCAUAGUGAUGGCCACUUAGUGGGGUUUUAUCUAGAAGGGAUAAUACAGCUUUGGUCCAAAUGUACUUUUCAUAUAGCAGGUUAGGAGAAAUAGGUUAAGGUUAGGAAAAACGUUAAGGUUAGAUAAAAAUAAUUUUAAAAAUAACUUUUGACGUCAAUUUGACAAAAGUUGUAUCCCAUCUAGAAAUGACCACUCAGUGAGUGUUUCGAGAGUGGGGUUCAAAUCCUGACAUAAUGGUAUGCAUGCAUGCCUUCCAGGACUGGUAAUGAUAACUACUGCACCAGAGGUUAUAUCACUGGCUCAAAUUGUCUUUGAGAUGGUGAGACUAUACUUUUCCUGGGGCUAUGUACAGUUGAAGUCGGAAGUUUAUAUACACUUAGGUUGGAGUCAUUAAAACUAAUUUUUCAACCACUCCACAAAUUUCCUGUUAACAAACUAUAGUUUUGGCAAGUCGGUUAGAACAUCUACUUUAUGCAUGACACAAGUAAUUAUUCCAACAAUUGUUUACAAACAGAUUAUUUCACUUAAUUCACUGUAUCACAAUUGCAGUGGGUCAGAAGUUUACAUACACUAAGUUGACUGUGCCUUUAAACAGCUUGGAAAAUUCCAGAAAAUGAUGUCAUGGCUUUAGAAGCUUCUGAUAGGCUAAUUGACAUAAUUUGAGUCAAUUAGAGGUGUACUUGUGGAUGUAUUUCAAGGCCUACCUUCAAACUCAGUGCCUCUUUGCUUGACAUCGUGGGAAAAUCAAAAGAAAUCAGCCAAGACCUCAGAAAAAUAAUUGUAGACCUCCACAAUUCUGGUUCAUUCUAGGGAGCAAUUUCCAAAUGCCUGAAGGUACCACGUUCAUCUGUACAAACAAUAGUACACAAGUGUAAAUACCAUGGGACCAAGCAGCUGUUAUACCGCUCAGGAAGGAGACAUGUUCUGUCUCCUAGAGAUUAACAUGCUUUGGUGCGAAAAGUGCAAAUCAAUCCCAGAACAACAGCAAAGGACUUUGUGAAGAUGCUGGAGGAAACAGGUACAAAAGUAUUUAUAUCCACAGUAAAAUGAGUCCUAUAUCGGCAUAACCUGAAAGGCUGCUCAGCAAGGAAGAAUCCACUGCUCCAAAACCUCGAUUAAAAAAGCCAGACUACGGUUUGCAACUGCACAUGGGGACAAAGAUUGUAAUUUUUGGAGAAAUGUCCUAUGAUCUGAUGAAACAAAAAUAGAACUGUUUGGCCAUAAUGACCAUUGUUAUGUUUGGAGGGAAAAGGGGGAGGUUUGCAAGCCGAAGAACACUAUCCCAACCAUGACGCACAGGGGUGGCAGCAUCAUGUUGUGGGCGUGCUUUGCUACAGGAGGGACUGGUGCACUUCACAAUAUAGAUCAAAUGAUGAAGAAGGAAAAAUAUGUGGAUAUCUUGAAGCAACACCUCGAGACAUCAGUCAGGAAGUUAAAGCUUGGUCGCAAAUGAGUCUUCCAAAUGGACAAUGACAAGCAUACUUCCAACGUUGUGGAAAAAUGGCUUAAAGACAACAAAGUCAAGGUAUUGGAGUGGCCAUCACAAAGCCCUGACCUCAAUCCUAUAGAAAACGUGUGGGCAGAUCUGAAAAUGUGUGUACGAGCAAGGAGGUCUACAAACCUGACUCAGUUAAACCAGCUCUGUCAGGAGGAAUGGGCCAAAAUUCACCCAAUAUAUUGUGGGGAGCUUGUGGAAAGCUACCUGGAACAUUUGAACCAAGUUAAACAAUUUAAAGGCAAUGCUACCAAAUACUAAUUGAGUGUAUGUAAACUUCUGACCCACUGGGAAUGUGCUGAAAUAAAAACUGAAAUAAAUCAUUCUCUCUACUAUUAUUCUGGCAUUUCGCAUUCUUAAAAUAAAGUGGUGAUCCUAACUGACCUAAGAAAUUUUACUCUGAUUAAAUGUCAGGAAUUGUGAAAAAACUGAGUUUAAAUGUAUUUGGCUAAGGUGUAUGUAAACUUCUGACUUCAACUGUAUGUGAUUACAGAGAAGGUAACUCCCACUAAUUGAAUCAUCUUUAUUUAUACUGUUUGCAAGUGAUAAAAACAAAAGCUACUUUGAGAAACAAAAGGUUUGAUAUGCAGCUAGUGCAAUUCACAGCUUAAUUGUUUGUACUGCUUCUGUUGUGUAAGAAACUGUGCAGAAUGUGAAGGUUAAAGUGAUUCACUGUACUUGAAGAAUCCUGCUUUCUACCCGCUAACGUUACAGAUGAUUCCACUUUGUAGCAGAUUAGUUUUACCUUCAGAUUUUAUACUGUUCAAACCCCUUUAUUUUGUACAGUUCCUUUAUUCUUUUGAACAUUUGCCUGGAAUGCUGAUGAUUUUGUAACGAUCACAACUGAAUAAACUCUCUCCAAGUCA
Molecule: messenger RNA, 13740 nt
Organism: Oncorhynchus keta (chum salmon)
Lineage: Eukaryota; Metazoa; Chordata; Actinopteri; Salmoniformes; Salmonidae
Product: voltage-dependent L-type calcium channel subunit alpha-1D-like
Exons: 48
Coding region: 850-7062 (2070 amino acids)
Biological process (GO): calcium ion import across plasma membrane
Cellular component (GO): membrane; voltage-gated calcium channel complex
Molecular function (GO): high voltage-gated calcium channel activity
Source: RefSeq, a predicted model, not a curated record